AUGUUACUGGAGCACAAUAAUUGUUUAAUUAAAAAUAGACUAUUAGCAAUCAAUCAACAAGCUUCUCCAGCCAACGUAGAGGAACCAGAAACUGGAAAUUGCCAAUCUACAAAGAUGUCAACACCUUCAGCGACUGGAGCUAAAUACAAACCAUCGACAACGGAUGCCAAUAAAGUAACGAGGACAGCAUUGGAGGCAGCUAAUCUUUACCUGCAGCAGCAACAACAGCAAUUUCAGCGUCAACAACAGCUUCAGCAUCGUCAGCAGCAGCAACAGCACCAACAUUUGUUGAUGCAACAACAUAUGUUGCAACAAAAUAUUCUGUCAGCAGCGAACUCUACAUCCCCUCUGCAACAUUUGAAUAAUAUUUUUGGUUUGAAUUUCAAUCCAACACCAACGCAACCACAACAGCUUCCUCCAAACCAAUUACCUUCGAUAUCACCAGCCACUACAAUGCCCUUAGCCGCCACAUCGAUUUUCCAUAUUCAAAAUAAUUUACAACAUUUAUUGGCUGGCAUUACAGCCCCACAACAACAACAACAUCAGCAGCAACAACAACAAUUUAAUCAACUCUAUCAAGAAUUCUAUGGCAACAUGUUGCCCCAGCCCCAGCACUAUCACGAACAGCAAAUGUUGCGUGAUCUAAUCCAGGCAACAUCCACAGCUCAGACGGACGUACUUCCGGCUAAUAGUGUGAUUAAAUGUGAAACACCCAUAACGACAACAACAACCAAUACAUCUCAUGAAAUGCCGCCAACACUUUUGGCCACCAAAGUUGCCGCUGUGGCUGCUGCUGCCGCUGCCGGUGUGACACCACUGCUGGUGGAUAACAACAACCCGACUGGUGGCAAUACACCAAAGACCGGUGGUGAUAACGAUGCUCAUGGCGGUGAUAUUGGCGGCGUUGCUCUCAAUCAUAACGAUUGUUGUCGAAGUAAUAUGGCUUCAUUAGAGCAACAACAUAAUGAGUCGACGCACGCCAACCAAAAACAUCAACACCACCAUCAGCCGUCGCCGCCGCCCAGUCAACAAUUCCAGUCGUGGAUCGACGAGCCACCACCACCACCACAGCAACAGGGUAAUAACAAAUUGCCCAAAGCACAGUCGGCCACCUCACACCAUCAGACAGCAACAACAAGCGAACCGACAACCAGACCACCAACAACAGCAGCUACAGGUGGAGAACCACAACAACCAUCAACAUCAAGUCGGUCUUUGGCCACAAAUAACAGCACCAACAACAACAACAAGAAAACAUCAUCUGAUUUGUCGGAAGCUGACAUUAAAUGUGAGGUUGUUUCGGUUGCUGCGACCGCUAGGUCUGAUGAUAUCGGUGUUUGUAAUGCAUCAUCAAUGACAUUUCAGACACCUGCUAAUAACAUAACAACAGCAGCAACAGCAACAACACCAAGUACAAGUGGGGUUAAUACUACAGCUUCGAACAUCGUGAAAUUAG
This is a messenger RNA of Musca vetustissima, 1456 nucleotides long. Its product is annotated as myb-like protein Q. The record is from RefSeq and is a predicted model, not a curated record. The transcript has a single exon. NCBI's taxonomy places the organism in Eukaryota, Metazoa, Arthropoda, Insecta, Diptera, Muscidae. The annotation marks the transcript as partial.